Molecule: messenger RNA, 3000 nt
Organism: Penicillium argentinense
Lineage: Eukaryota; Fungi; Ascomycota; Eurotiomycetes; Eurotiales; Aspergillaceae
Product: DNA ligase (ATP) DNL4
Exons: 7
Coding region: 1-3000 (999 amino acids)
Biological process (GO): double-strand break repair via nonhomologous end joining; nucleotide-excision repair, DNA gap filling; DNA recombination
Cellular component (GO): DNA ligase IV complex
Molecular function (GO): DNA ligase (ATP) activity; DNA binding; ATP binding
Source: RefSeq, a predicted model, not a curated record
AUGGAUUCCGACGAGGUCGUGCCAGAUCCUACCCAUAAAGUGGAUGAGAAUCUUGAUGAGAAAUAUCCAAACCGACCCCAUAACCAUGCUCCAACGUUCGCGUUCCACGAGCUCUAUCUGAACCUCUUCAACCCCCUCAGUGAGAUCAAGAAGAAGCCACCUGGCCUAGCUCCUGGACGUCGCAAAGUUGGACCGCAGGGAAAAGGAGCAGCAGGCCUUAACCCGUAUGAGCUUCGCCGUGAUGUUAUUGCUCGUUUCAUCUCGCGAUGGCGCAAAGAUGUGGGUGACGAUAUUUACCCUGCCUUCCGGCUGAUUCUUCCAGACAAGGAUCGGGAUCGCCCCAUGUAUGGAAUGAAGGAGAAGAUCAUAGGGAAGAUGUUGGUGAAAAUCAUGAAAAUCAACAAGGAAUCAGAAGACGGCUCCAACUUACUGAACUGGAAGUUGCCGGGCCAGUCAUCGACGCCCAUGGCAGGUGAUUUUGCAGGGAGGUGCUACGAUAUUCUAUCUAAAAGGCCCUUGCGAACAGAGCCAGGAGACAUGACAAUCGAUGAAGUCAACGAGAAGCUGGACAAGCUUUCAAUUGCCUCGAAAGAAGAUCAACAGACGCCUAUUUUGGCCGAAUUCUACCGGCGAAUGAAUCCUGACGAACUCACAUGGCUUAUUCGCAUUAUUCUGCGACAGAUGAAAGUCGGAGCUACAGAGCGCACGUUCUUCAAUGUGUGGCACCCAGACGCAGAGAAUCUCUACAGUAUCUCCAGUAGCCUGCGACGUGUGUGCUGGGAGCUGCAUGAUCCAAAUAUCAGGCUAGAGGCAGAGGAUCGUGGCAUCACUCUGAUGCAGUGCUUCCAACCCCAACUGGCUCAGUUCCAGAUGCACUCUUUCGACAAGAUGAUCACGCGAAUGAGGACUACAGAGGACGAUCCGGUUUUUUGGAUCGAGGAGAAGAUGGAUGGCGAGCGAAUUCAGCUUCAUAUGGCGCCCGAUAAUUCUGUCCCAGGCGGUCGCAAAUUCUGCUUUUGGUCUCGCAAAGCUAAGGAAUACACCUAUCUCUACGGCAAUGGAAUAUACGAUGAGAAUGGGGCUUUGACACGACAUCUUGAAGAUGCAUUCGCAGAUGGGGUUAGAAGCCUGAUUCUCGACGGCGAGAUGGUCACCUGGGACCCUGAGCAGGAUGCUCCCGUUCCGUUCGGGACACUCAAGACUGCCGCUCUGGCUGAGCAACGCAACCCUUUUUCGAAAGGACCACGUCCCCUAUUUCGCGUCUUUGAUAUCCUGCAUCUCAACGGCACAGAUUUGACCAGAUACACUCUUCGUGACCGCCGCAAUGCUUUGAAAAAGGCCCUCCGACCGGUACGUCGUCGAUUCGAGAUACAUCCAUACGAAGAGGCAACCACAGCGGCAGAAAUCGAGACAUGCCUACGCAAAGUCGUUGCGGAGGCAUCCGAAGGUUUAGUUCUGAAAAAUCCUCGAUCACCCUAUCGACUUAAUGAGCGUCACGAUGACUGGAUGAAGGUGAAGCCAGACUACAUGACGGAGUUCGGCGAGUCCCUUGACGUAGUCGUGAUUGGCGGUUACUAUGGUCAAGGCCAUCGGGGUGGUAACUUGUCUAGUUUCCUCUGUGGCCUUCGAGUCGACGACAGCCACUCUUCACAGGGUGCAGAGCCUGAGAAGUGUUGGUCAUUCUGUAAAGUUGGCGGAGGGUUUACUGCUUCCGACUACCAGGAGAUUCGCCAUCAUACAGAGGGCAAAUGGAAGAAAUGGGAUCCCAAAAAACCACCUACGAACUUUAUUGAGUUAGCGGGUGGAGGUGCUCAGCAUGAGCGACCCGAUAUGUGGAUCAAACCGUCUGAUUCUGUUGUUGUUUGUGUGAAAGCAGCUUCCGUCGCCACGAGUGACCAAUUCCGUAUGGGUCUAACUUUACGCUUCCCGCGCUUCAAAAAGCUACGGAAAGACAAGAACUGGAAGACUGCGCUAUCGAUCCAAGAGUUUUUGGAUCUUAAGUCAAAUGCGGAACAGGAACAUCAGGACAAGAAAUUCGAUGUGGACAAUUCUCGCAAAAAACGCGUCAAGCGAACAGCGAUGAGACCACUGACCAUUGCUGGAUAUGAUGAGAAGGAGAAUGCCGAGUACCUUGGUCCUUCAGGGCAUGUAUUUGCCCAUUUGAAUUUCUUUGUCAUGACAGAGGCAAAUGCCCCCGAGAAAAAGUCAAAGGCAGAGCUGGAGCAGCUGGUGAAAGCCAACGGAGGCAAGAUUUACCAAACGAAUACUGCAGCUCCAGACAUAAUAUGCAUCGCUGAGAGAAGGACGGUCAAGGUGGCCUCUUUACAGAAGUCUGGUGAUACCAAUAUCGUCAGACCAUCCUGGCUAAUGGACUGUGUGAAGCAGAACAUAAAAGAUGCAGGGCUAUCGGAUUUAAUCCUUCCUUUUGAACCAAGGCACAUGUUCUUUACCAUAGAAGGUCGAGAUGAAGAGAUCAGUUUCAAUGCCGAUCGAUUCGGUGAUAGUUAUGCUCGUGACACCACUGUCGAGGAGCUCAAAGAGACUUUGGAGAAAAUGGGGCACCUCAAGCAAGAAUCAGAGCACACACUCGACUGUCGCACAUCAAAACGAAUCGAGGCUUUAAUUCAACGAAAAGUGGAUUCGGGAUACACAGCACCGUGUGGAUGGCUCUUCCGUGACCUGGUGCUCUAUUUUGUCACUUCAAACGAGUCGAGUGGUGAAGAAAAUGGUCGAUGGUCACCGAAUUUAGGUCUGACUCUCGCACAGAAUACUGCUCGCUUCGGGGCUGCAAGCUUGACCACGUCACUUGACAAUCCGGGAAUUACCCAUGUCAUCGUUGAUCAAGAUAUGGCAUCCUCUUUGCAAGUCGUUUCUCUGCGAGGAUCUCUGGCCACCAGGCCAGGUAAGAAGUUGCCCCAUCUCGUUAGCUCGAAAUGGGUGGAAGAAAGUUGGAAGAACGGAACGCUCUUGGAUGAAGAGAGGUUCCAGGUACGCCGAUGA